AUGGCAUUUAUUAGAAAUAUUGAAACAUUCGAUUAUCUAAACUUUUCAUAUACAUCAAUAUCUUUCUUGAAAUCAUCAGUAAUCAUGCGUAUGAUAUCGAUCAAUGCUAUUUUAUGUUUAUUUAUUGUUUUAAUCGGUAUUGCUGUUUCAUCAAGCUCAUUAAUCGAUAACGAUGAAGAUGCAGCUGCUGCUGCUGCUGCUGAUUGGAAUUACUUUGAUAGUUAUUAUCCAGCUCAUCUUCUUAAAGCACGAGCAGCUAAAUCACGAUUUUGGAAACGUGCACCACAUCGUAAAUUUUGGAAACGAUCUUUAAAUGAACCAGCAAUGAACAAUAACGAUAUGGCUGAUUCAGCACACAGUCAAUUUCAACAACAAGAAAAGCACUAG
This is a messenger RNA of Rotaria sordida, 387 nucleotides long. Lineage: Eukaryota; Metazoa; Rotifera; Eurotatoria; Philodinida; Philodinidae. The record is from the annotation of a GenBank genome assembly.